CUUCAUUCCCCACACUUGCAGGUGUCCUCGUGGUCAAUGUCACGUGGAGGAACAAAACAUAUGUAGGGACCCUACUGGACUGCACCAAGCACGACUGGGCCCCACCCCGGUUCUGUGAGUCACCGACAAGUGACCUGGAGAUGAGAGGUGGCCGGGGCAGAGGCAAGAGAGCAAGGUCCGCUGCAGCGGCCCCAGGCUCAGAGACCAGCUUUGCAGAGUCCAGAGGGUUACAGAACAAGAACAGAGGGGGGGCCAAUGGGAAAGGGAGGAGGGGCAGCCUCAAUGCUAGUGGGCGAAGGACACCCCCAAAUUGUGCUGCAGAGGACAUCAAGGCCAGCCCUUCUUCCACCAACAAAAGGAAAAACAAGCCUCCCAUGGAACUGGAUCUCACAUCCAGUUCUGAGGACAGUAAGCCUGGGAAGCGUGUCCGCACAAAUUCCAGAAGCACCCCUACCACCCCACAAGGGAAACCAGAGACUACUUUUUUGGACCAAGGCUGCUCUUCUCCAGUGUUAAUAGAUUGUCCCCACCCAAACUGCAACAAAAAAUACAAGCACAUUAACGGCCUGCGAUAUCACCAGGCUCAUGCACACUUAGACCCAGAAAACAAGCUGGAGUUUGAGCCUGACAGUGAAGACAAGAUCUCAGACUGUGAGGAGGCCCUGAGCAAUGUGGCCCUCGAAUGCAGCGAGUCAAGCACAAAUGUAGCAACCUAUGACCAGGUGAAGGCACCAGCAUCCCCUGGCUCCAGCAACCCCCCUGGAACCCCCCGAGGCAAGAGAGAGCUGAUGAGUAAUGGUCCAGGUUCUGCUAUUGGUCCAAAAGGUGGGAAAAACUCUGGCAAAAAGAAGGGUCUGAACAGUGAACUGAACAACCUCCCUGUCAUCUCCAACAUGGCGGCUACCUUAGAUAGCUGCUCAGCAGCAGAUACCAGUUUGGCUGCUGAGAUGCCCAAAUUGGAAGCAGAAGGAUUAAUUGACAAGAAAAAUUUGGGAGAAAAGGAAAAGGGCAAGAAAGUGAACAACUGCAAACUGGACAAGAACCUCUCUAAACUGAAGACUGCCCGGCCCAUUGCCCCAGCCCCCGCACCCACUCCUCCUCAGCUCAUCGCCAUUCCCACUGCAGCCUUCACAAGCACCACCACAGGGACCAUCCCUGGAUUGCCCUCUCUCACCACCACUGUUGUUCAGGCCACACCAAAGAGCCCUCCAUUAAAGCCCAUUCAACCAAAGCCCACAAUUAUGGGGGAGCCCAUCACCGUGAACCCAGCUCUUGUGUCACUCAAAGACAAAAAGAAAAAGGAGAAGCGGAAGCUAAAGGACAAAGAAGGGAAAGAGACAGGCAGCCCGAAAAUGGAUGCUAAGCUGGGGAAGCUAGAGGAUGCCAAGGGGGCGGGGAAGGAUUUAUCGGGGCAUUUUUUAAAGGAGCAUCUCAGCAAGAAUGAAGGGCUGGCUAAUGGGUUGUCCGAGUCUCAAGAGAGCCGCAUGGCCAGCAUCAAAGCAGAGGCUGAUAAGGUGUACACAUUCACGGACAAUGCACCCAGCCCUUCCAUUGGCAGUGCUUCAAGAAUGGAGUGCAACACCUUGGUGAAUGGGCAGGCUCCCAUGGCCCCCCUGCAUGUGUUGACACAAAAUGGAGCUGAGGGUCCUGCAGCGAAGACCAGCAGCCCGGCCUAUUCGGACAUAUCCGAUGCUGCCGAUGACGGAGGCUCUGACAGCAGGUCAGAGGGCAUGAGGUCAAAGGCCAGUUCCCCAUCAGACAUUAUUUCUAGUAAGGACGGUGUGGUAAAAGGACAUCCUUCAUCAACAGCACAAUCAUCACAAAUGAAGGAGUCACACUCCCCCUAUUACCAUGGCUACGACCCAUAUUAUUCUCCAAGUUAUAUGCACCCUGGCCAGGUCAGUGUCCCUGCAGCUGGGAAUGGUGUGAGCACACAAGGAAUGAAGAUCAAGAAGGAGUCUGAGGAAGAUGCAGAAAAGAAGGACAAAGCAGAGCAGCUCGAUGCCAAGAAAGUGGACCAUAACACAGCAGCAUUACAGCCACAGCACCAGUCAGUGAUCACACAGAGACACCCUGCUCUGGCUCAGUCACUUUAUUAUGGCCAGUAUGCCUAUGGGCUCUAUAUGGACCAGAAGUCUCUCAUGGCCACCAGCCCUGCCUAUAGACAGCAGUAUGAGAAGUACUAUGAGGACCAGAGGCUGGCAGAGCAAAAAAUGGCCCAAACUGGGAGAGGAGACUGUGAAAGGAAAAAUGAGCUCCCCUUGAAAGAGCUGGGCAAGGAGGAUAGUAAACAGAAAAAUGUGCCGUCAGCCACAAUCUCAAAAGCUCCCUCUACUCCAGAGCCUAACAAAAACCAUUCUAAACUAGGGCCAUCAGUGCCUAAUAAAACUGAGGAGACAGGUAAAUCGCAGCUUCUCUCCAAUCACCAGCAGCAGCUUCAGGCCGACAGCUUCAAAGCUAAGCAGAUGGAAAACCACCAGCUUAUUAAGGAGGCUGUAGAAAUGAAAUCUGUCAUGGACUCUAUGAAGCAGACAGGUGUAGACCCAACCUCGAGAUUUAAACAAGACCCAGAUUCAAGAACAUGGCAUCACUAUGUGUACCAACCCAAAUACCUAGAUCAACAAAAGUCAGAAGAACUUGACAGAGAAAAGAAAUUAAAAGAAGACAGUCCCAGGAAAACUCCCAAUAAGGAGGGUGGCGUGCCCAGUCUUCCUGUAUCACUAACAAGCAUUAAAGAGGAGCCCAAAGAGGCCAAGCGUCCCGACUCUCAAUCCAUGGAGGAUAGCAAGCUGAAAAAUGAUGAUCGAAAGACUCCGGUGAACUGGAAGGACUCUCGGGGGACGAGAGUGGCUGUGUCUUCGCCUAUGAGUCAGCAUCAGUCCUACAUACAAUACUUGCAUGCUUAUCCUUACCCACAGAUGUAUGACCCCAGCCACCCUGCAUACCGGGCUGUCUCUCCCGUCCUAAUGCACAGUUACCCUGGAGCCUAUCUCUCUCCAGGAUUUCAUUAUCCUGUUUAUGGGAAGAUGUCAGGGAGAGAAGAGGCAGAGAAAGUCAAUACCAGCCCUAGCAUCAACACGAAAACAACCACUGAAUCUAAAGCACUGGAUUUGCUCCAGCAGCAUGCGAACCAAUACCGCAGCAAAUCUCCUGCUCCUGUGGAGAAGGCUACUGCUGAGCGGGAACGGGAAGCGGAAAGGGAAAGGGAUCGCCACUCCCCCUUCAGCCAGCGACACCUGCAUACGCAUCACCACACCCACGUGGGCAUGGGUUACCCACUCAUCCCUGGCCAGUAUGACCCUUUCCAAGGCUUGACCUCUGCUGCCCUAGUUGCCUCUCAGCAAGUGGCUGCCCAAGCCUCUGCAUCAGGAAUGUUUCCUGCACAAAGAAGGUAA
This is a messenger RNA of Erinaceus europaeus (western European hedgehog), 3395 nucleotides long. Its product is annotated as zinc finger protein 608. The record is from RefSeq and is a predicted model, not a curated record. Lineage: Eukaryota; Metazoa; Chordata; Mammalia; Eulipotyphla; Erinaceidae. Gene Ontology annotation, biological process: regulation of transcription by RNA polymerase II. The coding region runs from base 141 to 3395 and encodes 1084 amino acids. Gene Ontology annotation, cellular component: nucleus. The transcript has 6 exons.